This is a messenger RNA of Rotaria sordida, 678 nucleotides long. The record is from the annotation of a GenBank genome assembly. Lineage: Eukaryota; Metazoa; Rotifera; Eurotatoria; Philodinida; Philodinidae.
AUGGCUUCUCAAAUAGCUCGUCGAUUAAUUAUAUUAGGUGCACCUGGUUCUGGUAAAGGUACAAUUGCUAGUCGAAUAGUUAAAACCUAUAGUAUGCCUUAUGUUGUUGUUGGAGAUUUACUUCGUCAAAAUAUUCAACAAAAAACAGAGGAAAGUAGAACAAUUAAAGAACAUAUUGAUAAAGGUCUUCUUCUACCAGAUGAACUUAUAUUAAAAUUUGUUGUUGAUGAACUUGAAAAAAAUCGUGAACAAGGAUUUUUAUUAGAUGGUUAUCCACGUACAUUAAAUCAAGCUAAAAUGUUACAUCGACAAAUGAAAAUUGAUCAUGUUAUUUCAUUACAUGUACCUACUGAUGAAAUAAUAAAUCGUUUAAAAGAUAGAUGGGUUCAUUUACCAAGUGGAAGAGUUUAUAAUCUUUUAUGGAGUCCACCGAAAAUAUCUGGUAAAGAUGAUCAAACAGGUGAAUCAUUAUCACAACGUGAAGAUGAUAAACGUGAAGUUCUUCGUCAUCGAUUAAUUGCUUAUGAUAAAAAUACAAAUCCAAUUAUGGAAUUUUAUAGACAAUUAGAUAUUCUUAAAGAAUUUCAUGGACGUGAAAGUGAUAAAAUUUGGCCUGAAGUUAAAGAUUAUCUUGAUCGUAUUCUUAAAGAAUCCAUAUCGCAAAAGUCAGCUGCAUAG